Molecule: messenger RNA, 930 nt
Organism: Acanthisitta chloris (rifleman)
Lineage: Eukaryota; Metazoa; Chordata; Aves; Passeriformes; Acanthisittidae
Product: nuclear receptor subfamily 0 group B member 2-like
Exons: 3
Coding region: 1-930 (309 amino acids)
Biological process (GO): negative regulation of transcription by RNA polymerase II
Cellular component (GO): cytoplasm; nucleus
Molecular function (GO): transcription corepressor activity; transcription factor binding
Source: RefSeq, a predicted model, not a curated record
AUGGCUACUGCAAUCCCAGCUAAGAAAUUUGGGAAAUGUCAGUGUAAGACACACCAUACUAAGAGCAUCCUGUACCAGAUCCUUAACAAAGAGCGUGGAAGUGAGACCAAGUGGCACCAGCAGCAUCACAGUCCCCAUGGCUCUACAGGGAGCAAGGGCUGCUCUUGUUUGGACAGAAGAGUUGUCCUGAAAACACCAGAAGCCACGUGCAGAAGAGCUUCUGAAGUGCUCUUGAAGACUACAAAUUUUAUUAGAAACUUGCCAUCUUUUUAUCACAUGCCUUGGGAGGAUCAGCUUGUCCUCAUACAGCAGAACUGGGCCCCCCUUUUUGUCCUCGGCAUGGCACAAGAAGGGGUGGAUUUUGACCUGAGAGAGAUUCCAGCCCCUAGUUUAUUGAAAAAAAUCCUCCUCAAUCAGUCUUUGACAGCUAGCAAUGAACUGGGCAGCUCAUCACUGCGAGCAUCUUUAGCAGAAGUUCAGCAGAUAAAGAAUUUAUUGCGGAAAUUUUGGAACCUGGACAUAAGUGCAAAAGAAUACGCCUAUCUUAAAGGAAUUAUUCUUUUUAAUUCUGGGAAGCAUUUACUAGGUGGCUUUGGAGUGGUCACAGUGUCUAUGGGUGAAGGCUCCAGCUGCAAGGCAUUCUCUGUUAGGACCAGAGUAGAAGUCAAAGGAGCAGGCUGCUGUGUCCUAAAAUGCCUCCCCUAUGUACAAACACUGCAGCAGGAAGCUUGGCAAGCCUUGAUAGAGUUUAUCUCAAUGAUGUUCCAUGGAAACCUAGGAAGAUUUGCUCAGAUUCUUCACCUAAUCACCUCCCUUCGAGACAUUGAUGCUGAUGCUAUUGAAGAGCUCUUCUUCAGGCCCAUUCUAGGAGAGGCCACCCUAAAUGUAUUACUUCUAGAAAUCUUAUAUAUCAAGCCAGACUGGCUUUGA